UUUACUUGUUAAUGUUAUGUGGUGCGCUCUCGUACCUGAGUCGCAGGUUUGUGGAUAAUAGAGUGCUGAUAAAGCCUGAAACUAUGAGGCUGCACCAUAAACUUCUGCAAAAGUACUACGAAGCUCGGAAGGACUGGACGGUAUCAAACCUAGGAAAGUGCCUGUUCAAAUUCUCUAGCACGCGCCCCCCGACGUGUGAAGUAAUAAACCAUCCAGAACUUAUACAUCCGGACAGCAACCUUUUCCACAUUCUGAUCUGGAGACACGAGGGUUCGACCAAGAGGAGGCACAUGGACGGUUCUGGUAAACACGGUAAGGACCCGCUACGCGGGUGCAGCGUACAAAACUGCAGGUUUACAGAAAACGACGACUCUUGGAUUCCUUUUGUGGACGCAGUUGUUGUGCAUUUAAACAAAGCCCUUUUACCAAAUUGGCAGCAGCAAAGCAAACGGAAGCCGCACCAACGCUGGAUAUUCUGGACGGAGGAGCCUCCAGUCUACACGUUCUCUGGGGCCGAACCGGGCACAGUCAAGCCCCGUUUAAAGGAUAUGGCCAAUAUCUUUAACUGGUCAAUGACAUACAGAUCGGACUCUGAUAUUCCAGUUCCUUACGGCCGAACGAUACCUCUAUUGUACCCGAAACUCAACAACAUAUAUGACGCAGAACCUUCAGAACUGGUCCCAUUUUGGUCACGGAAGCAGACUAGAGUUUUGGCCACCAUUCUGAUGUCUCACUGCAAAUCGUUUCGCUUGAACUUCGUGAUGCAACUGCAGAAGUUUCUGAGUGUGGACUUCUACGGAAGAUGUUCGAAGGUUCCAGGCAAUGCAGAAAAGUAA
Molecule: messenger RNA, 836 nt
Organism: Leguminivora glycinivorella
Lineage: Eukaryota; Metazoa; Arthropoda; Insecta; Lepidoptera; Tortricidae
Product: alpha-(1,3)-fucosyltransferase C-like
Exons: 5
Coding region: 12-836 (274 amino acids)
Cellular component (GO): membrane
Molecular function (GO): alpha-(1->3)-fucosyltransferase activity
Source: RefSeq, a predicted model, not a curated record